UGCAAAUUAACAUUAUUGUUAUUGUACUUUUGCAAUUUGUUAUCAUAGUUUAGAAAGUGUAGUGCGAUUUGCAUUUGCGCAAAGAUUGUGUGUUUUUAAGUGAUGUAAACUGAGAUGUGUUCAUUCAGUUUUUGGUGACGCUUGUAAUGUUUUAAAAAUGGUUACUUCCAAUAAAUUACCCGAGAAAAAGUUUGUGAAAAUGACUGGACAAAGUAGCAUAGCAGUAGUGCCGCAAAGAACGUUAUUAGGCGAAGUGAACGAACAAAUUACGUGCCCAUUGUGUCGGGGUUAUUACAUCGACGCCACUACUAUUGUGGAAUGCUUACAUUCAUUUUGUAGAAGCUGUAUCAUAAAACAUUUGCAAGUUAAGAGUUACUGUCCUGUAUGUGAAAUGAUGAUAAAUUCAGCCAAACCUAAUAUAAAAUUAGAUAAGGCUCUCCAAGAUAUUGUGUAUAAAUUGGUACCAGGCUUAUUUCAAAAGGAAAUGGAAAGACGUCAACAAUUUUAUGCUUCUAGACCUGGACCAGCAGCAUCGGCUACACCCGAGCAAAGGGGAGAGGACACAGAAAGGAUAAUUUUUAGUCCUGAAGAUGUGAUUUCAUUUUCAUUAGAGUAUGCUGACAUUACUGACUCAGAUAGCAUAUCUAGUAAAUCAUCAGACAGUAAUGAAACUCAACCUACUUCAGCAUGUUCCAGAAGAUAUUUACAGUGUCCAGCGGUUGUAAAUAUAAGUCAUUUAAAGAAAUUUCUUAGUAUGAAAUUUGAUAUUGAUAGCACCCAGUUUGCUAUUGAUAUAUUAUAUAAAAGAGUACCUUUGCCUGAUUAUUAUACUCUAAUGGAUAUUGCAUACAUAUAUAACUGGAAAAGAAAUGAGCCAAUGAGAUUUUUCUAUCAGAUUAAAGACUAUAUUGCUAUUAGAAAUAGAUUUUUUGACAUUAAUAGAAAGAGUUCAGAUUUUAGAGACAGAAAGUCAAGUCCCACUUCAACAGAAGAAACUAAUGUAGGUAGUCCAGCCCCAAAUUUAAAUGACCAUGUUUCAGAAGGUUCAUCAGGGGCGGAAAGCCCUAUGCCUGAUGAAAAUUCUCAAAAACAAACUAGUGAUACAACAAAAAAUAAUGAAAAAUCUAUUCAAAAUAGAGAUACAAAAGUUCAGGAAAAGAUGGGAGUAAAUUUAAAUAAAGAAAAUACUUCAUUGCCUAAGAAGAGUGAUGAUGACGUAGAAAAGUCUCAAUUUUUAAAUUCAUUUGAACUAACUGCCAAAAGUAGUAAUUUGAUGACUAAAUCUUCACCUGCAAAACUCUCUAAAGUAGAAAAUGACGCACCUGAGAGUACACUAAAAACAAUUCAUGCUUCAAAAAUUGAAGAUACUUUAAAAAGGAAACAUCAAUCACUUCCAAAUACACCAGAGCUAAAAAAGUUGAAAAUUGAACUAGAAAAAACUAAAAUACCUAUGUUGUCUAACAUUGGAUCUAGUUCUGUUCCAGAAGGAUCAAUUCAAAAUAUAAAAAUUUUAGAUUCUACAAAAGCAAAAGAUAUUGAAAGCUCUGCAAAAAAAUCUCAAAUUGCAGCAACCUCUGGAUUACCCACUUCACCUUUGUCUCCCAAGGAAGUAAAACCUCAACCUCAUCCAGUACCUGGUCAACAAGUUUCAGACAGCACUGGUCUCAAGCGCUCUAUAGCAGGAUCCCAAAACAGUACUUCAUCACCUAAAAGAAAACUUUCAAAUGAAGUACCACCAUCAAAUCAAUCUACAGCUCAGAAAACAGUUUCCCCACUUAAAUUACAAAUACCCAAAUUAGAUACUCAAUAUGCAUAUUCUAAAUCAUCUGAUGUACAAAAAUUACCUUCUAAAAAACUUCCUGACUUAAAGCCAAGCAUGUUACCAUCCACACAAAAUAAAGGUCAACCUGUCAAUAAAGUGAGAAUGGAUCUGUUAGCAAAUAACAGUGACCCUACUAUUGAUAGAAGUAAAAUUUUGUCUCAAGUCAAAUCAUCCUUAAUUGCUCAAAAUAAUGGACAAGGUUCAGGAGACCCACUAAAGUCAAUAUUUGAUUCUUGCAAUAUCAAUAUACCCUCUUCAUUAUCAAUUACUUUAACAGAUCAGAAAUUAGAACCCCGUAACCCUAAUGAAUCAGCCAGUACAGAUCCUAAGAAAAGUGCAUUGAAUAAUAAAAAUAUAGCAAACAUUACUAAUAGUUCUGCUCAUAAAAUUCCCAGUCCACCUGUUCACAAUUACAUAGAAAUAUUAAAACUGCCUGAUACACCUGAUUCUAAAAUGGCAAAUAAAACUGAAGUGAGUUCUGAUACCAAGUCACAUAUUUCCAAUAAAUCUGACAGUAAUACACCACAGGUAAAAAAUAUUAAUAAGUCCGAAACCUCUGCCAAAGGUCCUAUUCCAAAUUUGAAACCGAUUUCAGAUACAAAACUAUCAAAACAAGCUUCUACUGGUAAUUUUACAGCUCCUAUUACAUUUCAACAAACAUUUGAACAGCAGUUACAAUCUUUACAAACAGAAAAGAAACCAAAACUCCCUAAGGCUAAAACACAAGUUCCUAAGCUUGUGCCAGCGCCUAAAGUUUUCAAUGUUGGUAAUAAAUCUGCUACCGUUGGUAACAAACCUAACUCGAGCACUCCAACAUCUGAAACUAAGCCUAGUUCUGCUCUAGAUCUCUCUACACAACAUAACAUUCAAAAUCAACAACAAACAUUUGACAAGGCUUUGGAAACUAUGCAAUCAAUAGCCAAUUUGGCCAAAAAACAAAAUUUGCCAUCAAAAGGCAUAACUUUGCCUAUGUCACAAAGUAACACAUUUUCAGGUUUAACUAAUAGAUCAUUAAACUCAGGUGUGAGUCCAAUUAGAGUACCUUCUGCAAAUGUCAAUCAAAUUAAACCUGAUAAAAGUAAUAUAGCUCAUGCUCUUACAAAUACUUCGAGACAAGAUACUUCAAAAAUCCACCCUAAUAAAUCGUCAAAUCACUCUGCGUCAAAUAUACCAUCUCCAAGCUAUCAAAUGCCGUCGCAUAGUUCACCUAGUCCAGCUCAACCAUCACCGAGAUCUCAAACGCGCUCCCCCAGUUGCUCCCCUAAAUUGGUUAUUGCUGAAGACAAACAAACAAAUUCAUCUUUGGAACAGAAUACAGGACAAACAAAUUCAAUGACAAAUAUGCAAAAAUCAAAUUUGAAUUCUAUAAAUGAUAUUCAAAAGUCAUCUCCUGGCCCAUCAAAACCUGCUUUAAAACCAAUAAAACCUUCAACUCCGUCAGCCGUUAAAGUAAGUAGUAUAAGACCACCUAUGGCACUUAACCCCUCAUUAAAUACUACUCCAGAUUAUCUUACAAGACCACAACUUAUAUCCACGCAUCAUCAUUUAUUAAGACAGAUGGAAGUUAAUGCUUGGCUUAAAGUUCAGAGACAGUUUGAUCUUAUUAAAUCUAUGUCUAAUAUGGCUCAUCAACCACAAAAUGAUUUUAAUGGUAAUGAUAACCAACAAUAAGAUAAUUAAGUGAUUUUAAUGUAGAUAUCUAUUUUAUGUGUAUAAAUGAAAUAAAAUUUAACCUUGUUUUAUAUUUUGUGUAAGUGUAAUCAUGUAUCAUUUGUUUAAAGUUUAAUGGUUUAAGGUAUUUAAUUUUCUCUACAUAUCAAUAUUUUUUACUUUUCUUAUUGUUCUUAUGUUUUAGCUAACACAAUAAACUGUUUGAUAAAAUGAAAUUAAGGAACAAAGUGGUUUAAUUAUGUAUUGCAACAAUUUACAACAGGUCAAGUUUAAAUUUGAUUCACCAUACAUGUAUACAUCGAAAUUUUUGGCUUCAACUAAAAGUUUCCUUCUGUUUUUAAAGUGAUUUUACGAUUGUAUAUUAAAGCUUAUUUUAAUUUCAUUUUUAAUAAAAUUAUUUUGAUUUCUGAGUUUUUAUUAGUUAAAUCUAUGUGCAAGAAAACGAGUUUGUUCAUCAAUGUAAUAAUUUUGAAAAAUUAGGUCAACCAAGCUAU
Messenger RNA from Diatraea saccharalis (sugarcane borer), 3987 nucleotides. The record is from the annotation of a GenBank genome assembly. NCBI's taxonomy places the organism in Eukaryota, Metazoa, Arthropoda, Insecta, Lepidoptera, Crambidae.